Messenger RNA from Emys orbicularis (European pond turtle), 1260 nucleotides. RefSeq names its product ceramide synthase 3 (gene CERS3). Gene Ontology annotation, cellular component: membrane. Bases 1 to 1260 code for a protein of 419 amino acids. Gene Ontology annotation, biological process: ceramide biosynthetic process. Gene Ontology annotation, molecular function: DNA binding; sphingosine N-acyltransferase activity. NCBI's taxonomy places the organism in Eukaryota, Metazoa, Chordata, Testudines, Emydidae. The transcript has 12 exons. The record is from RefSeq and is a predicted model, not a curated record.
AUGGACCACAUCUGGAAGACGUGGACAAAUUUGAAAUUCUUCUUCUACCCGCUUAGCAUGGCAUAUGUAUUAAAGACACUCAACAGCUGGUUCUGGUGGGAGACCUUGUGGAUACCUGCCAAUUGCACAUGGGCAGAUCUUGAAGACCACGAUGGCAUUGUCUUUCCAAAGCCAUAUCAAUUAUAUGCCACGAUACCAUACGCUUUUGUGAUGCUGAUGGUCCGAUUCUUGAUAGAAAGAUAUAUUGCCAUACCUCUAGCAAAAGCUUUAGGUAUAAAGAACGUAACACGAGUGAAGCCGCAGCCAAAUGCUGUUUUAGAGAAUUAUUUCCGAAAAUGCACAAAACAUCCAUCCCAAUCUGAGAUUCAAGGCCUGGCCAAAAAGUGUAACUGGACAGUUCGUUUGGUGGAAAAGUGGUUUAGGAGACGGCGAAAUCUUGAGCUCCCAACGAUGCUUCGGAAAUUCCAGGAAGCUUGCUGGCGAUUUUCAUUUUAUCUCACAUCAUCCAUUGCUGGAUUUAUAUUUCUAUAUGAUAAACCUUGGUUUUAUGAUAUAUGGCAAGUGUGGGUUGACUAUCCAUUUCAGUCCUUGCUAUCAUCCCAAUAUUGGUACUACAUGGCCGAGAUUAGUUUUUAUUGGUCUCUGUUGUUUACCCUUGGUACUGACAUCAAAAGGAAGGACUUUAUGGCCCACGUCGUUCACCAUUUGGCAGCCAUUGUUUUGAUGGCCUGUUCUUGGUGCGGCAAUUACCUUCGUAUUGGGACCUUAGUGAUGAUUGUACAUGAUACUGCAGACUUCUGGCUUGAGUCAGCCAAAAUGUUUAAUUACGCUCGUUGGGAAAACACCUGCAAUGUUCUCUUCAUCAUCUUCUCUGUCGUGUUCUUCAUCACGCGGAUUAUCCUUUUCCCUUUUUGGAUUUUACGUGGCACAUUAUAUCUGCCUUCAUAUUACUCCUCAACAAUCGUCAUAGCGUAUUUCAUCUUCAAUGGGCAGCUUCUAAUUCUGCAAGGGCUCCAUCUAUACUGGGGCUACUUUGUUCUCAAAAUUUUGAAUAAAUUCCUGUUCCUAAAGGUGUUCAGGACGCCUACACCUGCUUGGGCUAAAACUGAUGGCAAAAAAGACUUGAAAGAUGACCGGAGUGAUGAAGAAGAGGAAGACUCCCUCACUGAUAAUGAAGAGUGCAUGAAGAAUGGCAGCAAGAAUGGCAGCAAGAAUGGCUGUGGGUUGAGCAGACACCAACUCUUAAACAACAAUCAUUAG